Messenger RNA from Octodon degus (degu), 1102 nucleotides. RefSeq names its product glutathione peroxidase 7. Gene Ontology annotation, molecular function: glutathione peroxidase activity. Gene Ontology annotation, biological process: response to oxidative stress. The transcript has a single exon. The record is from RefSeq and is a predicted model, not a curated record. Lineage: Eukaryota; Metazoa; Chordata; Mammalia; Rodentia; Octodontidae. Bases 1 to 564 code for a protein of 187 amino acids.
AUGGCGGUAGCCGUGGCGGCGGCGUGGCUGCUGCUGCUGUGGGCCGUGGCCUGCGCGCAGCGGGAGCGCGACUUCUACGACUUCAAGGCGGUCAACAUCCGGGGCAAGCUGGUGUCGCUGGAGAAGUACCGCGGCUCGGUAUCCCUGGCAGUGAACGUGGCUAGCGAGUGUGGCUUCACAGAACAGCACUACCGAGCCCUGCAGCAGCUACAGAAGGACUUGGGUCCCCACCAUUUCAAUGUGCUUGCCUUCCCCUGCAACCAGUUUGGCCAGCAGGAGCCAGACAGCAACAGGGAGAUUGAGAGCUUUGCCCGCCGCACCUACAAUGUUUCUUUCCCCAUGUUCAGCAAGGUUGCAGUCAUUGGCACUGGUGCCCACCCUGCCUUCAAGUACCUGACUGAGACUUCUGGGAAGGAACCCACCUGGAACUUCUGGAAGUACCUAGUGGCCCCAGAUGGAAAGGUGGUAGGUGCUUGGGACCCGACUGUGGCAGUGGAGGAAAUCAAGCCUCACGUCGUAGAACUUGUGAGGAAGCUUAUCCUGAGGAAGCGAGAAGAUUUAUAACCACAUUCCCUCUUCUCCUCUCCGAUUCAUCCCCAUCUAUCUGUGUAUAGAUGACUAGACAAACUGAAAUGGUGCUUCAAAGGGAGAAACCCACCAAAUCUCUUCUCUUUGUUUUUACCCCACCUGUUGUCCCCUCUUACAUGGGGAAAAAUAAGUCUAAAAUUUUGGCCAUUUGAAUUAAAACAAAACUAAUAGGCAUUUCUGGCCAAUGAGAGCUCUUAACAGUGAAUCACCAGCCAAUAAGAACCUCUAUGUGAUGAAUCAUGUUGCUUCUAAGAUCCUUUUGCCAAUGAAACGUGUGACAAUCUCCUGCCCAGCCAGGGCUUUGUCAAAUGGGGCCAAUUCCUACCUCACAAGGCUGUUGUGAGGAUUAAUAUUAAUCACCUGUGAAACUAUAGGCAGUGGUAGCCAAAUAGAAGGCAUCCAAUAAAUACUUUUUAUUGCUUAUAAACCAAAAGAUAACUUAUGAUCAAUAAAAACUUGCACCUAACAUGAAUUUUCAGCCAAUGGAAACCUACACCAAAUACUUAUUUCUGGU